Messenger RNA from Scatophagus argus, 2512 nucleotides. RefSeq names its product Bardet-Biedl syndrome 4 (gene bbs4). Gene Ontology annotation, cellular component: ciliary basal body. NCBI's taxonomy places the organism in Eukaryota, Metazoa, Chordata, Actinopteri, Scatophagidae. The transcript is spliced from 16 exons. The coding region runs from base 160 to 1791 and encodes 543 amino acids. The record is from RefSeq and is a predicted model, not a curated record. Gene Ontology annotation, biological process: protein localization to cilium; cilium assembly. Gene Ontology annotation, molecular function: protein binding.
ACCCUUCUAGAAUGGGUUUAUUAAGAAGCUACAUACGUCCAUGGACAAUCAAUGACAUACUUGUUGUACCAGCUGACUGAACCCCACCAUUUCAUUCGUUAGGGCCUACACGCAGAGAGUGAAUGAGCGCGAGCCCCUCAGCUCUGCACUUACGUCUCCAUGGCAACAGCUUCUAGUGUUGAUCAUCCCAAGAUGGCGGACGAGGAGAAAACCACGUCGCUCCCAGUUGCUACUGAGGCCAAGAAACGUCGGGCACCUAAAGCUCCAGAGCUUCCCAUUGUGGAGAGAAGAAACUGGCUCAUCCAUCAGCACUACAUCCGCAAAGACUAUGAUACCUGUAAGGCAAUCAUCAAAGAGCAACUGCAGGAGACCAGUGGAAUGUGUGAAUAUGCCAUCUAUGUUCAAGCGCUAAUCUUGCGUCUUGAGGGCAAGAUCCAAGAGUCCCUGGAGCUGUUCCAGAGCUGUGCCAUCCUUAAUCCCAGCAGCGCUGACAAUCUCAAACAAGUGGCCAGAUCACUAUUCCUCCUGGGAAAGCACAAAGCCGCUAUUGAGUUCUAUCAUGAAGCUGCAAGGCUCAACGAGAAAGACUGGGAGAUCAGCCAUAAUCUGGGCUUGUGCUAUUUCUUCAUCAAAGACUUCAAGAGUGCUGAAGAGCAUCUGAACGUAGCUCUCCAGAUAAAUAAACAUGAUAAAACUUUCAUGAUGCUUGGGAAGGUUCAUUUACUGGCUGGAGACACUGACAAGGCCAUCGAAGUGUACAAGAGAGCAGUGGAAUUCUCUCCAGAGAAUACUGAACUCCUGACAACUCUUGGUCUGCUGUUUUUACACCUUGGGAAAUACCAAAAAGCUUUUGAGCACCUUGGAAAUGCCCUUACUUUUGACCCCAACAAUUACAAGGCCAUCCUGGCCGCAGGCAGCAUGAUGCAGACCCACGGUGACUUUGAUGUGGCCAUGAACAAGUACAGAGUGGCAGCCUGCGCUGUGCCUGAGAGCCCCCCUCUGUGGAACAACAUUGGCAUGUGCUUCUUUGGGAAAAAGAAAUAUGUAGCUUCGAUCAGCUGUCUGAAACGGGCCCACUACCUGUCUCCUUUUGACUGGAAAGUGUUGUACAACCUGGGUCUGGUACACCUGACCAUGCAGCAGUAUGCAUCUGCCUUCCACUUCCUCAGCGCAGCCAUCAACCUGAACCCACGAAUGGGGGAACUCUACAUGUUGCUGGCAGUGGCCCUGACCAACUUGGAGGAUAUAGAGAAUGCCACCAGAGCAUAUGAACAAGCCGUCACAAUGGAUGAAGCCAAUCCUCUGGUCAACCUGAACUUUGCCAUCUUCCUCUACAAUCACGGUGAAAAGAAGGGAGCUCUGGCUCAGUAUCAGGAGAUGGAGAGGAAAGUCAACCUACUUCGAGACAGCAGUAACAACUUUGAAUUUGAUUCUGAGCUAAUGGAUAUGGCACAGAAGAUGGGAGCUGCGCUGCAGGUGACAGAGGCUCUGGUGUGGACUAAACCAGACAAGGACUCAAAAACAAAAUCAAACUCGGCAGCAGCCACCAAAACCCCUGGUGCUCCCCUCGGUACCAACCAAGCUCUGGGCCAAGCCAUGUCCUCUGCUGCGAGCUACAGCAAGAACAUUCAGCUACCAACAGGAGUUUCCAAAAGCCCCUCCAUGCCCCUUGAGCCAGAACCUGACGUGGAUAAAGCCCCCAGCCCACCCACAGAUCCUCCAGGCUCGCCAGAACCCGUGGAGUCAACCAAAUCCAAAACCUCCAAGAGAAGAUCCAAGGUGGAGGCAUGAAUUAGCUUGGUGACUUCAUUCAUGGAGAUCACUCUCAUGUUAUGGAGGUAACAUAAGAUUCCUGAACAGCAACCCGGCUAUUUGUGGUUUUCUAUCUCAUUGUAGUGAGACACAAAGACUUGAGCUAUAGUCUUCUGGUUUGGGUUCGUGGUGCACAGAUGUUUUGUGUCCCACAUAGUAAUUUACUUUGCUCUGAAAAGGGCAAGGAAAUGAAAUGAAAUGUGCACUUUGAAUGUCAGUACAACACCAAAAUUCUGAGAUGAUCAAGCAUUUUUAUAUAUAGAUGUGUCAGGUUUGGUGCAGAUGUCAAAACCAGUUCCAGUUAAUGUUGCAGCUUAACAAUCUCCAGUCAACAAAAUGGUCAUGUGGGCAUUUGUGCAGUUGCAGGUGUUAAUACUUGGAUGAGAUUAGCAAUAAGGAAAAGUGAUGACAUUUAUAGGGAAGGCGUCCGUCCUUUGCUGUUGAGCGUCCCCGCGGCUUAAUAAAUGUGAAGGAACUGCUCCGACAAUCACAGCUGAAAUCUGAGCACAGAAAGGGAUGUUUGUGAAUAGUGUACCGGCUGUUGCUUGCUUGUACGAUAGGGCUCUAUUUGAAUGUGGAGUGUAAAUAGUGAUGCCCACUUUUAUAUGUGGAUAAUUAUCAUUUAUAGAGAGUGAUGUAUUUAAUACAAAAACCAGAGAGUUUAAAUAAAACAGCUGCCUCGCCUCUUCUCUGAAGUCCA